This is a messenger RNA of Dama dama (fallow deer), 897 nucleotides long. It is a transcript of the gene TPRKB, whose product is annotated as TP53RK binding protein. Lineage: Eukaryota; Metazoa; Chordata; Mammalia; Artiodactyla; Cervidae. Gene Ontology annotation, cellular component: nucleus; cytosol; EKC/KEOPS complex. Gene Ontology annotation, biological process: tRNA threonylcarbamoyladenosine modification; telomere maintenance via recombination. The transcript has 5 exons. The record is from RefSeq and is a predicted model, not a curated record. The coding region runs from base 329 to 856 and encodes 175 amino acids.
AAGGCCAAGCGGCUUAAGGACGCGGCGAACAGCCACACUCAGCUUCCGGUCCGGCCGGAGGAGCCUCGCCGCCCCUCUCAUCGGAAGGGGCGGACGGAGCUCCUGCUCCCCUUCGGGUCAGCAGACGCGACUGACGCCCGCGAAACACUCUGUGUAAGGAGGUAGCCGAGAACCUUCCUCCGACCCAGACCUGCAAAGACACUGCAGGGUCGGGCAGGGCGAGGAAGGAGCGCAGCUGCGGCAAUCUCCCGGACGUUGAGCGCUUUGUUUCCGUGGGGAAGAUAUUACGAGACGGAAGGGGACGCGACGCAUCCUGCUUAUCUAUGAAAUGCAGUUAACACAUCAGCUGGACCUAUUUCCUGAAUACAGGGUGACCCUUCUGUUAUUUAAAGAUGUAAAAAAUGCUGCGGACUUGAGAAAAAAGGCCAUGGAAGGUGCCAUUGAUGGCUCAUUAAUAAACCCUACAGUGAUUGUUGAUCCAUUUCAGAUAAUUGUGGCCGCAAACAAAGCAGUUCACCUCUACAAACUGGGGAAGAUGAAGACAAGAACUCUAUCCACUGAAGUUAUUUUCAAUCUUUCCCCAAAUAACAAUAUUUCAGAGGCCUUGAAAAAAUUUGGUAUCUCAGCAAAUGAUACUUCAGUUUUGAUUGCUUAUAUUGAAGAGGGUGAAAAACAAAUAAAUCAAGAAUACCUGAUAUCUCAGGUAGAAGGUCAUCAGGUUCCUCUGAAAAAUCUCCCUGAAAUAACAAAUAUUACAGAAGUCAAAAAGGUAUAUAAACUAUCUAAACAAGAAGAAAGUAUUGGAACAUUAUUGGAUGGUAUAAUUUGUAGAAUGUCAACAAAAGAUGUUUUGUGAAAUGACAGAAAUAUUAAAAAAUUUUCAGCUUUUAUAAAAAA